UCAAGCUUAAAUGUGCUCAGAGGGGCAAAACUAAUGACAGCACGUUCAACGGAAUGGGCGUGGUUUGGGGUGGUUGACACAAGUUGGUAUCCACCAGGCGCUUUAGUUACCCUCUCCACACAUUCGUAAUUGCUUCAAAUUAGUUCUUAAGGAUGGCCAAUCACAGGACACUUAGUGCAACAAUGUGCAAGGCUUUCGGGUACAAACAUUAGACUUAAAAAAAACGAAGAUCGCUAGCAAAAUUACGCGCCAAACGAACCUAUUCAAAGUGAUUUUUGCGGCUGACAGAUAUGAUGAGUGAAGCGACGCGAUGAAAACGCAAAAUCUUCGAACGAUACUGUUAACGAUAUGCUGCGUAUCUUAUCUCUUGGUCGGCGCGGCAAUCUUCAGCGCCUUAGAAUACGAAGAAGACCAAGAGAUGCGAAAAAAUAUGACAAUUCUUCACAAAACACUGACAAAGAAGUACAACAUCAGCGACGAAGACAUCGGGAAAUGGCUCCAAUAUCUCGAUAGCAAAGCAAACAUAGACGCGGAUCUUUACCAAUGGAGUUUCGCCGGCUCGGUUUAUUUCGCCACCACCGUAAUAACAACUAUAGGUUAUGGACACACGGUGCCAAAGACGAACCGGGGAAAAGUAUUUUGUAUGAUUUAUGCGGCAGUAGGAAUUCCUCUUGCGCUAACGAUGUUUCAGUCAAUUGGCGAGCGUUUGAACACGUUUUUAGCGCAUAUGUUUCGACGAGUGAAGAAAAAGCUGGGAAUGAAGAACACCGAAGUUUCAAAUACAGCGAAUAUGGUGGUUUUAUUCGGUUUAUUCGCAAUGAUGGUCACUGUAUGCCUUGGAGCAUUUAUCUUCCGUUACUACGAGAAAUGGACAUAUUUUAAAUCUCUUUACUAUUGUUUCAUAACUGUUACAACAAUAGGAUUCGGCGACUACGUUGCCUUACAAGACAGCCGAGAGACGCGCUUUGAUCAUACAUACGUGGGUAUCUCUCUUCUUUUUAUUUUCUUUGGACUGACAAUUGUAGGCUCCGUAAUGAAUCAGUUGGCAUUGAGGCUGUUAACGGCAAGUCAAACCAAAGAAACGACAGACCAACUUUUGGUGGAGGGACCGUGUUUAUGCGAAAAAUGCAGUCGCCGGGAAUCUAUCGACAUUUUUAAUCUCUAUCCGAGCGACUUAUCGACCACACUUCUAAAAAAUUACGAGGAAGAGAUUGCAUUUACAACGUACAAAGGCCUUCAUAGGAAGCGCGCCUCAAUUUAACUAAAGUCUUCGUGUGAUUCAUUCCACACAAGCGGUAACUUUAAAUUAAGCCGCUCGUUUUAUUAAUCAAACUGGUAAGAAAAACUUUCACGAAAUAGAAUAUUUUUCGACUAUGUAAAUUAUAGAACUCAUUUCUUAGUUUGGUCUACGAACACCGCUUGUUUUUUUAGUUAUCAGUAGCGUCGCGAGCGAGCCAAAAUAGGUAUGGGAGUUACUUUAUUGAUAAGCUCGCUCGUUCGGCGUCGGAAAGCCAUGCUAGAGCCGUUUGCAAGAUAAACGAGGAUGGACGCCAAAACAUUGAAAAUUUUAAUUGGCUGUGUAUUUUGUUGUUUGAAAUGCGUUUUUCACAAAAUAGCUUUCUCUUAGCCUAAAACGCUGGCUAAUAAUUUCAAAGGCUAUGGCUUGCAAAGAUAAGGUUCUGAACAAUUUUACAAAGUAAAAUUCAAUCAAACAAAAUGAUUCUGGUCGGUGAUAGCAAAAUCUACCACCUGUUACCGCGCCAUGAAAGUUUAAUUAAUCAUAUCAUUUGUAUGCAGACAGAUUUAUCAUAUGCCAAAAGAAAAAAUUUGUGUACAAGAACUCUAACAAAAACUUCACGGUAAAAAUAACGGCUUUUUAUGUUACCUCCGAUCAGCCUAGAUCGCGAUUAGGGGAGUUAAAGGGGUUUUAAAUACAAGUCAAAUUUGUCGAAAAACGCCCGAUAGUAACAAAAUCGAGAGUUCUUGAUGUGAAUAUUUUAUGACCGGGAUUUUUCGCAUGAAUCACUUCUCCGACGAACAGAAAGGGAAUUUUGUAUCAUUUUGUAUAAGAAAUGAAGUAUUUGCUGUUCCAAUUUCACUACCAAAAACGUGGACCACUCAACGUGAUUCUACAUUUGCUAGUGUAUAUAAAAUUACCCUCCAAUCGAUGUUUGUAAAAUAUAUUUUUUAUAGUACACCAGAAAAAUGCUAGAGUGUUUUCACACUGUAAUCGAGAUGCAAAUAUUUCGUCUACGGAUGCGUUUCUUAAAUACGAAUCUUCUAAAAUAAAUUGCACACAUGUAUUUAAAGCGAGCUUUAGAGCGGAAAAAAAGUGAAAUUAAAACUUUCUACGAAACAAAGGGUAUUGUAGAUUUUGUCUUAAAUUUUUUUCGCUUUUUUGUUUUUUGUUAUGAUCCAUCGGAGGUGUAGAAAGCAUAAAUAGGCAGAGUUCCCGCUAUGCCAUUGAAAUCAUACGUGGCUAAAUCAGCCUGUUUUGAAAUUUAACAUCCUCUUUAAUUUAUUUGAAACUCCCAAAUCCAAACGAGACAUACGAAACGGUUACCACUUGUUUUAAACAACGGCAAAUUUCGAAUUCGUCGCGCACAGAACGCUAACAUACGGGAAAAUUAUGAAUACACACAAUUCCGUCAACAAAAACCCAAUAGGACGCUGAAAGCAUUUUCUAAAAAUAUUUAGUACGACAUGAAAAAAAGACAGGUUUUUUUUUACCUUCAAAUUACAAGUAGUGUUUUCUUUUUACUUGUGAGAACGUCAGAGAUUUGUAAAUAAGAAAGAUGUACGUGAAUAUCGGCGUUUCAAACUCGAGAAUUUUUUUGUCCAUUGUAAACAGCUUUUCAAGACGGUCUACCGCCCUGAUGAAAAACGUUAAUUACACGCGUUUCUAAGCGUUCACCAUGUCGCUGUGGCAACUGACAUAAAAUGUGUUGCACAAGAGAAAGGAGAAAAAAAUAACUAAUUCUCACAGAGACGAAACAAUACGCUAUGGUUUUUCCUGUUUAGAUCUUCGAAAAUUUAAAGAUCGUUUCGUUAAGAAAUACGCUCAAAAGUUUGAUUUUAAGUGUAAAGCUAAUACGUUUCAAAAUUUUAUACGAAUUCAAUUCUAGAGAUGCGAACAUAAACAUUUUUCAAUGUUUGGCCUUAGCAAAGAAACAAAUGCAAUCAAUAGGUGUAUAUUUUCAUCGGAAAAUACGUUUAGAAAAAGGAGACAUGUUUUCGUAAAAUAUAGUCAAAUGAAACGUUGUUCAAAUUGUAUUUACUACGAAUUUUACUGCUUCAUGCUGACCGACAACUCUUAACUUUCCAUCUAAACGUAUUCCCAUUUUGUCGAUGUCUCAGAGCGCUUUAUUCUGAGCAAUGUUAUUUGCUAUUUUGCAACAUCAAUUAUUCAUCGUCCCAUUUGGAAGAACCCAUGUUUUUACGUAAGAGACAAACAAAGUACAUUUGAGAGACUACUUUCAUUUGUAAAUUUCACAUGUAACGCUCGCUCGUGUUCGUGAACUUUUGUUUUGCACGCAAAACUGAGGGAAUUCUUUAAAGUAACGCGUUUUGUAAAGCGAAUUUCAAAUACUGUGUACUAUAAUGAGAAAGGGUCGCAU
Messenger RNA from Pocillopora verrucosa, 3617 nucleotides. Its product is annotated as potassium channel subfamily K member 9. Gene Ontology annotation, molecular function: potassium ion leak channel activity; outward rectifier potassium channel activity. NCBI's taxonomy places the organism in Eukaryota, Metazoa, Cnidaria, Anthozoa, Scleractinia, Pocilloporidae. Gene Ontology annotation, biological process: potassium ion transmembrane transport; stabilization of membrane potential. The record is from RefSeq and is a predicted model, not a curated record. Gene Ontology annotation, cellular component: plasma membrane.